This is a messenger RNA of Xyrauchen texanus (razorback sucker), 4624 nucleotides long. Its product is annotated as 2-oxoglutarate dehydrogenase complex component E1. The transcript is spliced from 25 exons. Lineage: Eukaryota; Metazoa; Chordata; Actinopteri; Cypriniformes; Catostomidae. Gene Ontology annotation, biological process: tricarboxylic acid cycle. Gene Ontology annotation, cellular component: mitochondrion; oxoglutarate dehydrogenase complex. The record is from RefSeq and is a predicted model, not a curated record. The coding region runs from base 290 to 3454 and encodes 1054 amino acids. Gene Ontology annotation, molecular function: thiamine pyrophosphate binding; oxoglutarate dehydrogenase (succinyl-transferring) activity.
UGCGGAUGACGACCUUCAUGAAGUAACUGGUGUAGUGCGCGCCACUGUCACUCUCUCGAGCAGCACAGGGUGUCAACGGAGCCGUGAAGAACUCCGGUACACGAACCGGCUGUCGACCCAAUCCAAAACACAGACAGGUCUUCUGGAACGUGUCCAUUUUUCCCAGGAAAUCCAAAAGCCUUUUUCAUCUGGGCAGGAGGUGACUCUUUUCUGUGGAGGCAUUGGGGACAAACAGGAUCUUGCACUGUUGUGAUCGUGAAUGCGGGUGGGGCUCAUUUAAUAGACUGCGAUGCACCGCUUAAGGACUUGUGCAGCACGGCUUCGGCCAAUCACGGCCUCACAGACUGCUAAAAACCUAUCACAGCAGAGGCCAGCAGCCACACCAAGGACGUUUCAGCCACUCAGGUGUUACACAGCACCGGUGGCCGCAGAGCCAUUUCUUAAUGGAACAAGCUCUAACUAUGUGGAGGAGAUGUACUAUGCAUGGUUGGAGAAUCCCAAGAGUGUGCACAAGUCUUGGGACAUUUUCUUCAGGAAUGCUAAUGCUGGUGCCCCCCCAGGUACAGCCUAUCAGAGUCCUCCUCCGCUAGGAAUUAAUCUGGCUGGACUUGCACAGGCCCAGUCUUUGGUGGGGGCCCAGCCAAAUGUGGAGAAGCUGGUGGAGGAUCAUCUGGCAGUCCAGUCCCUCAUCAGGGCAUAUCAGAUACGUGGUCACCAUGUGGCUCAGCUGGACCCCCUUGGGAUUAUGGACGCUGAUCUGGAUUCAUGCGUUCCCGCUGACAUUAUUACAUCCUCAGAUAAACUCGACCUUACACAUGUCAAGAAACGUCUAAGUGCUCUAACCAUUGGAGAGUCUGAAUUUCACUUUGCUGAUAUUUCUCAUUCCUGUAAUUGGGAAAAGGGUUUCUAUGGAUUGGAAGAGUCUGACCUGGAUAAAGUGUUCCGCUUGCCCACCACUACCUUUAUCGGUGGCAAUGAGAGUGCUCUGCCACUCAGAGAAAUCAUCCGCCGACUGGAGAUGGCGUAUUGCCAGCAUAUAGGGGUCGAGUUUAUGUUCAUCAACGACCUGGACCAGUGCCAGUGGAUCAGACAGAAGAUUGAGAGGCCUGGAGUCAUGCAGUUCAGCCUGGAGGAGAAGAGAACACUUCUGGCUCGCAUGGUCCGCUCCACCAGGUUUGAGGAGUUCCUGCAGAGAAAAUGGUCAUCUGAGAAGCGCUUUGGUCUGGAGGGCUGUGAAAGUCUAAUUCCUGCACUCAAAACCAUCAUCGACAAAUCCAGCCAGAACGGAGUGGACGCAAUUAUCAUGGGCAUGCCUCACAGAGGGCGUCUGAACGUGCUUGCCAAUGUGAUCCGUAAGGAACUGGAGCAGAUUUUCUGCCAGUUUGCCUCUAAACUGGAGGCAGCUGAUGAGGGCUCAGGAGAUGUCAAGUACCACUUGGGGAUGUACCACAGGAGGAUAAAUCGUGUGACUGACAGGAAUAUUACCCUCUCACUGGUGGCCAACCCUUCCCAUCUAGAAGCAGUGAACCCAGUGGUUCAGGGGAAGACUAAAGCAGACCAGUUCUACUGUGGAGACACAGAAGGCAAUCGGGUGAUGUCCAUUCUGCUCCAUGGUGAUGCUGCAUUUGCAGGUCAGGGAGUUGUCUUUGAAACCUUCCAUCUGAGCGAUCUGCCUUCCUACACCACACACGGCACUGUGCACGUGGUGGUCAACAACCAGAUUGGUUUCACCACAGAUCCUCGUGUGGCGCGGUCCUCUCCGUACCCCACUGAUGUUGCCCGUGUCGUCAAUGCCCCCAUAUUCCAUGUCAAUGCAGAUGACCCUGAAGCUGUAAUGUACGUGUGUAAUGUGGCCGCAGAGUGGAGAGCCACCUUCCACAAAGAUGUUGUGGUGGACUUGGUGUGUUACCGACGUAAUGGCCACAACGAGAUGGAUGAGCCGAUGUUCACCCAGCCCCUGAUGUAUAAACAGAUCAAGAAACAGAAAGGAGUUCUGCAGAAAUAUGCUGAGAAGCUCAUCACCGAAGGUGCCGUAUCCCGACAGGAGUAUGAGGAAGAGAUUGCCAAGUAUGAUAAAAUCUGCGAGGAAGCUUAUACUCGCGCAAAGGAUGAGAAGAUUCUUCACAUCAAGCACUGGCUGGACUCCCCCUGGCCAGAUUUUUUCACUCUGGAUGGCCAGCCCAAGAGUAUGAGCUGCACAUCUACUGGUCUUUCAGAGGAGGAACUGACCAGCAUUGGACAAGUAGCAUCAUCAGUACCUGUGGAGGACUUUACUAUUCAUGGAGGUCUGAGUCGUAUUUUGAAGAGUCGUGCUGAAAUGAUCAAGAACAGGACAGUGGACUGGGCUCUGGGGGAGUACAUGGCCUUUGGCUCUCUGCUCAAGGAGGGCAUCCAUGUGCGCCUUAGUGGCCAAGAUGUGGAGAGAGGAACCUUCAGUCACCGUCAUCAUGUUCUCCACGAUCAGAAUGUAGAUAAGAGGAUCUGCAUCCCCAUGAAUCAUAUGUCCUCUAACCAAGCCCCUUACACUGUCUGCAACAGCUCUCUGUCUGAGUAUGGAGUACUAGGUUUUGAGUUAGGCUUUGCCAUGGCCAGUCCUAAUGCUCUGGUUCUGUGGGAAGCCCAGUUUGGAGACUUCCAUAACACAGCUCAGUGUAUAAUAGACCAGUUCAUCUGCCCUGGUCAAGCUAAAUGGGUUCGUCAGAACGGCAUUGUCUUACUACUGCCACAUGGCAUGGAGGGCAUGGGCCCAGAACACUCAUCUGCCCGUCCGGAGCGCUUCCUGCAGAUGUGCAAUGAUGACCCUGACUUUAACCCUAAAAUCACAGAUGACUUUGAGGUUCGUCAGCUGUAUGACUGUAACUGGAUUGUUGUGAACUGUUCUACUCCCGCCAACUAUUUCCAUGUUGUGAGGAGGCAGAUCCUUCUUCCCUUCAGGAAACCUCUCAUUAUUUUCACGCCCAAAUCGCUGCUGCGCCAUCCAGAGGCCAAGUCUAACUUUGACCUGAUGCUACCAGGCACUCAUUUCCAACGUGUGAUCCCAGAGGAAGGAAUCGCAGCCAAAAAUCCCUCAGAGGUCAAACGCGUCAUCUUCUGUACAGGAAAGGUCUACUAUGAGCUCACACGAGAACGCAAAGCACACAACAUGGAGAGCUCUGUGGCUAUCACUCGCAUUGAGCAGCUCUCUCCAUUCCCUUUCGACUUGGUGAAGGCUGAGACUGAGAAGUAUCCCAACGCUGACCUGGUCUGGUGUCAAGAGGAGCAUAAGAACCAGGGUUACUAUGACUACGUCAAGCCCCGCAUGCGCACUACCAUCAGUCGUGCCAAGCCUGUCUGGUAUGCUGGCCGUGAUCCUGCUGCUGCUCCUGCCACUGGGAACAAGAACACCCAUCUUCUGGAGCUGAAGCGUUUCUGUGACACUGCUUUCAACCUGGACGCCUUCAAAGACCACAUCUAAAUCUAUCCACCAAUCAGCAAAGAAAACAAAAACUCUCAAACACCUGUUUCCCCAUUAACCAAAAACACCAUGCUAUUUUAUUUAUCCCAAAUAUAAUAGACUAUAGAAUGCAGUUUAUCUGUUGUGUUCAAGCACUUGAGACCCACUCUCCGUUCUAGACACACUUUCAUGAUUAUGUGAAUACAUCAGUCCAAGCUCUGUCCUCAUGUAUCUAAAAUUUUAGUUUAACAGGCUGUUGUUCAUUUCAGGCAUUUAUGCCAGUGUCUCCCAGUUAAACACCAAAAAUAAGACAUGAAGGGCAGCUGAUACAAAUUCACAAAGGUUGAUUUUAAUAAACAAAGACAUAAUAGAACAUGAAAUAUUCAUAUAUACAUGUAUAGUAUUUAGAACCAAAGUACACUUCCAGUCCUGUUGAUAAGAACUUUAUUAAACAUGAAAUCUGUUGCUUCUAAACUAAUAGUUAUGGGGUUUUAUAUCAUGACGGUUGAGGGGCAGUUUUCUGAGUGCUACUUUUAUCCCAACUAUCAACAGCUGCAUGGCUUUACUUUGUAUGUUUGUGGUUUCUUUUCUGUGAGUUGUUUUACUUUGUGUAUUGAAAAUUGUGGGCUAAAUUUAAAAUAAGGAAAAGUGUUGGCACAUACAUUUGCAGUGUCUCAUUAGUGAGGAAAAAUUACACCAUCUGUAACUUUGCACUGUUUUCUGGUAAGAGGGAAAAAACUGUUGCAUUUGUAUGAAUGUAUUUAUGUAAAAAUGUCUCUGAGGUGGAAAGGCUCAAUGUCAAAAUCAGGAUUCUUAGUUGUAUGUGUCUCUGUUGAGGCAGUUUGUCUCUGAUCUGUUAUCAUUUGCCUAAAGAUUGCAUUGCACACUUGUCCAAUCAUUGAUGCUGCCUGGUACAGAUGUAAAAAAAAAUCUCCACAAAUCCUUUUGCCAUCUGAUAACUUGUGCCAUAAAAGCCCAACAGAGCUGCAGUAAGACUUCAUAUAAGUCAAAAAUGUUAUCUGUUCAUGGUUUCUCUUUUACAUAGAAACAGGAAAUCAUAUCCUUUUGGCACUUUUAAAGAGAAGCAAAUUAUUUUAUUUAUUUUGUUUUCCGAGGAUUAAAAAUGUGUCCUCAUAACGGUUUAGCUUCAUACAAUAAACUCAAUAUCGUCUCAGAUUUUUGAAGUUGUUA